AGAUCUCUAUCUAGAUCCCAGUCCAAAGGUCAGGGUUCACACACAGCACGACCGUGCCACAGGUGGAAGAAAGCCCGCCACAGACGCACAGAUCUGGAUCUGAUACUGUGAUUCGAGCACUGUGAACCGUGAUCGUUGAAGUUGAAGAGCCAGUUUUUACCUGGGCUCGAACCUGAUCCUGAACACAACAGGAUAUAAGAUAAUUUAAGGGCUAGUGGUUGACCGACGUCACAGUACAGUUUGAACUUUGAACAUUGACCUUGUUGUAAAAGGGCUGAGGUUGCUGUCAACUGUGUGGACGAGGAUCAGUUUGUAGGUUUUAACCUUGGUGGUAGACAGACAACACAGGACAGGGCGAGGCUGCUGAUGCUGUAAGGAAAGUCAGCAAGAUGUCUGUUGGGGACCUCGUGGAGUGGCUUGUGGUCAGGCUACUGUCCGUCUUCUUUGGCGCGGCGGCCAUCUUGAAAAUGCUAAAGCAGACCUACCGUCUAGGGUUCAAGGCCGUGUGGGGCAAGAAAACGUUCCCCAAACCGAAGGUUCUGGACGACCCUAGCCUGGGUUGCCAUGGUUACCUGCACCUGGAAGAAGUGCGCCUUCACUACGUGGCCAGCGGGCCAGAAGACAAACCUCUGAUGUUGUUUCUGCACGGCUUCCCGGAGUUCUGGUUCUCCUGGAGACAUCAGAUCCGAGAGUUCCAGAAGGACUACCGAGUGGUGGCCAUUGACCAGCGAGGCUACGGCGAGUCGGACAAGCCGGCGGACGUGGAGUCGUACGAGAUGACCCGACUCAUGUCCGACGUCAGGCAGACGAUCGUAGCUCUGGGCUACAGGAGCUGUGUGCUGGUGGCGCAUGACUGGGGCGGCGCCGUGGCUUGGGCGUUCGCCCGACACUUCCCAGACAUGGUGGACAGACUCAUCGUCAUGAACGCUCCUUCCCAACCGGCUUUCAGCAAACUUCUCAAAUCUCACUCGGCUCAGAAAAAGAUGUCGUGGUACUUACUGUUCUUCUGGCUGCCUUACAUCCCAGAGAUAAGUCUUCGCAGCAACAGUUUCACAAUGUUUGACAGCCUCUUCAAAAGUCUGAAAAGCUCGGCCGUGGAGUUGUCCAGCGCCGCCCAGCAGAGUGUGAACCAGGAGGAGAUCGCCGCCUACAAAUACACCUUCUCCCAGCCGGGCGCCCUCACGCCGCCCAUCAACUGGUACCGCGCCGCCUUCACCAAGUCCCGCCAGGUGCGCUUCGACAUGGACUACGUCAUGCCCGUGCUCCUGAUCUGGGGGGUCAAGGACGUGGCCUUGCACAUUGACCUCGUGGCCGAGAUGAAGAACAGGUGCCCCAAGAUGGAGGUCAAGCGGCUGGAAGAUUCCGGUCACUUUGUCCAGAACGACUCGCCUCAGCUUGUGAACGAGGCGAUGAGGGGGUGGCUGGAGGGGCUAGGGGAGGGAAAGUGAGCGCUGGGUGACCAGUGACUGACCACAACAACAGACCGCUAGCGACAGAACUGUUGUCAAAGUUAGGAAGAGCCAUGAUCUGACCAAAGCACAGUGCCAUGUCUAUAUAUAUAUUAUAUUAUUAAUUUUAUAUGUGUAGAUAAAAGUACAUCCCCAUACCCUGCCAUUCAUUAAAUAUUAAAUAAAUUGAAAACUUC
Messenger RNA from Aplysia californica (California sea hare), 1645 nucleotides. RefSeq names its product epoxide hydrolase 1. Gene Ontology annotation, molecular function: hydrolase activity. NCBI's taxonomy places the organism in Eukaryota, Metazoa, Mollusca, Gastropoda, Aplysiida, Aplysiidae. Bases 390 to 1448 code for a protein of 352 amino acids. The transcript has 4 exons. The record is from RefSeq and is a predicted model, not a curated record.